Messenger RNA from Dermacentor silvarum, 3013 nucleotides. RefSeq lists its product as uncharacterized. The record is from RefSeq and is a predicted model, not a curated record. NCBI's taxonomy places the organism in Eukaryota, Metazoa, Arthropoda, Arachnida, Ixodida, Ixodidae.
CCCGUUUCACAUGGUGCGUUUUUUCAGUGCGUUUUUCGCAGCUGCGUUUUUCGCAGAUGCGAAAUUCGCAAUCCCGUUUCACAUGGAUCCACGGCAGCUGCGUUUUUCGCAUACUCGUAGCACAGGGUUUGCAAACUCGUAUAUUGUUUGGUAUAUGCUUUAGCAACUUUUUUGCUAAAUUAACCACUCUGCAAUGUUUCUAAACUAUAUAUUUACACUACUGAAAGUAUCAUUACCGUGUUUAAUAAUAAAAAAAAGAAAUAAACAAAGCAAUUCAGCUGUUUUUAGCUGCAUUCUGACUGGCACGAAGGUACGGGCAACAUUGGCGAGUGCGCUUUUUGCGCGAGCGUAUCGUCUGCUACGCGCCAUUCGCGCCUGCAAGAUCGUAUCUAAAUGGCGCCCGUCAAUAAGAAGCUCCUGCUUCUUCACAAAAAAAAAACUUUACUUGCUGAAGAAGAAGGCACUCCUGCUACAACCAAACCCCCGUCGAUGGUGGGUGAGGCCGAGCUGGCAGAACAGAAAAACGGAGUCCGAGUUCUACACAACGGUGAGCCGCAUUCGUAUUGAGUAUUCUUCGUACAAGUGCGCAGGUGUAGUAAUUGUGAAAUCUUAUUUCCUGCGCAGACCCUCUUUCUGAUGACGCAUGAUCCGGAGGUGUUCCGAAAAUAUUAUCGGAUGACACCAGAGACAUUCGAAAAACUGCAUUCGUUGCUAGAAACAAGGCUUUCAAAGCAGUGGGUUGUACGGGAGCCCGUGCCCUCACGAUGCCGCCUUGCCAUCACAUUGAGAUACCUAGCAUCGGGGAUGCAAAUUCAAGAUGUUGCCAUGGCAUUUAAGGUAGGCAUAUCGACUACCAGUAACAUUGUGAAGGAAGUGUGUGCACUUCUGUGGGAUGUCCUUCGACCAAAGUGUAUGAAGGUAAGUCAUCCUACAAAUUUCUUAAAUAUGUAAGCUUUUUUAAGCAAGUUAUGAGACAUUCGUGGUGACCUACAUGCAUAAGUAUUAUGCGAGUUAUGAAACUUCAUUUAUUGAAGGUUUAACCAGAACUACUAUUUUCCAUGUUUAACCAUUGCAUUUUUUUUGUGCACGAGGGAAAACUGCAGUAUCUAUGAUUAUUAACUACAUUUUCAGUUCCCAGCAAACGUUGAGCAGUGGCAGGACAUUGCCAAGGGCUUUGAGAGCAGGUGGGACUUCCCACACUGCAUAGGUGCUGUGGAUGGGAAGCAUGUCCAAAUAGAAGCCCCUCCGCAUUCGGGAUCUCAAUAUUUUAAUUAUAAGGUAAGAGAGCGUUAGUUAUGUAUUAUUCUUACAAGUACAAAGAUUUAGUGAAACACUUCUCAAUGAGAUGUGAUUCUCUGUCAUUAUAGGGCACCUACUCCAUCGUUCUGAUGGCUGUAGUGGACAGCCAGCUACGAUUUGUCUGCAUUGAUGUGGGCGCAUACGGAUCGCAGAGUGAUGGUGGUGUAUUCAAGGCAUCUCCCAAACUUCUCAGCCAAGGUGCUUUAAACCUGCCUCCUCCUCAGCUGCUCCCACAGUCCACUGCCGUAGCCCCUUAUGUCUUUGUCGGCGACGAGGCGUUCCAGUUGAGGCCAGACUUCCUGCGGCCGUACCCUGGCAGGUGUCUCGCAGAGGACCUGCGCCUCUUUAACUACCGCCUCAGCAGAGCAAGAAGAUGUGCCGAGAAUGCAUUUGGGGUGCUGGCAUCAAGGUUCAGGAUUUUUCGUCGACCGAUGAACCUUCUACCAGAAAAUGCCAGAAUGGUGACACUCGCAGCAUGUGCUCUGCACAAUUUCCUUCGUGAUGACGUGUCCUACAUUCCAGAGAGAUAUGUGGACGAGGUAGACACCUUCGGCAACCUUGUGGAAGGGCAGUGGCGACAGGAAGCUGAGGAGAAUGCUUUCCUUAAUCUACAGCAUCAUGGUGCACACAAUUACACAAAGUCUGCAGCCGAAACGCGGGAUGUGUUUCGCAACUAUUUUGUGCACGAAGGAGCUGUGCCGUGGCAACGUGAGCGCUGUGGCCUUCCACCAUAGGUUUGCAAUGACCUCUCGAAGGGCUCCUCAGUAGGACCCAAUUAAACUUUUUUGUUGUAUACUACUAAUUGGAAGGUGCCGGCUAGUAGGCGUUUUUUUUUUUGUUCAGAUAACUCUACUUUUUUGUUCCAUUUAAAGUGUGAGACAUAGCAUACUAUUUUGCAGCGAACAUUGAUUCUGCACACCUUCUUUGAAAAUAUAUUACGCUUUCAGGAUUUUAACAUCUCGGUUGAUUCCAUUCUACUCAUGAAUGUCUAUGUGGCUGCCAAAGAGUGUUUUGUUAUGCCAAGCAAAUGUGAAGUUGCAAAUGCUGCCUUGACAGAUACACGCAUUUGUUAAUUGUUAUGAUAAAUGUUACAUUUUGUUACGUAUUGCAGAACACUUUGUUUUGCCUAAAUAGUCCUACACGAACUAAUAAUCUUCACUAUUACUCUUCGAAAAUGUUUUUACGUUCUUAAUGUCACACUUCAGUUAAAGGGACACUAAUGCGAUAAAAUGAAGUUCAGCUGUGUUAACAAAUUUGUCUGACGCAAUGUAACCAUAUAUGCAUGUCACAAUUGUUUGUUAUGCGAUGUUCAUGUACCUGUAAAUAUAUGUGCAGAAAUACAUAUUCAGUACUUGUAUAUACGCAUGCUGAAUGAACGAAUUUGAUUGACUGAUUCUUUAUAGCUUUACUACAAUACAUUCGGUAGGAGGCGAAGGGAAAAGCCUGUGAAGGAUGGUUUGAGGGAGUUCUUUGGCCCCCUACUGGCAAAGAAAGCAGCAGAGAUGAAAUAAUGUUCUUUAUGUUGGCAUACACUUUGACAAAACCAUCAUAACAAAUGCAACAUUGUAAUACGCUUUGACGAAACCAUCAUUCAUCUUCUGGAAUUCCUUGAUACAGAAGCGCUGGUGGGUAAAUGCCUCGGGCAUAAUGUGAGGCAACAUGUAUGAGCUCCAUGUAUAAGUGAGCUUUCAUGUGCUCAGGCGUCGCAGCAACA